UGGUAAAAACAUUGAAGAAAUAAAGGCAACAAUAACAACCCUUAUUCUGGUAGUUUCACUAUUAUUGCUGGAUAUUCCACUUUCGAAAACUUCCUUUUUUCUUAGUUGUCAAUUAGUCUCUUGUCAGUUCAGUGGGGGUGUAAACGUACAUACAUGUGUGGUGUGGUGGUUCGUGUAGGAUUUAGUAAAUGUGAAUAAUAAAAAUUUUCAAUAAAACUUAAUUUAACAAAAUAAACUUACUAAUUUAAAGAGAAAUUAAAUUAAUAAUUAAAAAGUUUUAAAUAAAACUUAAAUUUUAAGAAAUAAUAAUGUUUAAAUAUGUGUGCAUAUUAAUUUUCACAUUUACGGUCAAUGGACUUAUAAUAAUACGAGUAUUGUAAUUAUAAAUGGCGGUCAAUAGAGACGAGAUAAAGUGAAAAAUAUUAACAAAAUGUACUGUUUUAAAAAAGUUUUAAUAUAAAGACUUAUGGCAAUUAAAUCUGAAUAUUUACUUCAAUAAAUAAAUGUUAUUAAAUGUUUAAUUUUAAUAAAAUGUUUUGUUAAAUUUGUGAAAAAAGUGAGUGGAAAAAAAUAUAAAUAGAAAAUUUGUAUAAAAAGAAAAAUAUGGGAUUCUGCGCAGUACAUCAUACAUUUUGUAAAAUUUUCAUCUGUCAAAUACCGGUAUUUCUUUAUUCUGUUUUGAUUUUAUAAAUCAUAAUAAAAAGUUGUAAAUCACCGUUAAUCAAAAACAUACUGAUAUACAUACAUAUGUAACAUAACUAUGUAUGAGUAAAAUUACAAAAACCAUGUGCAAUUCUGUCAUGAAAUAGCGUUACUUGAAUUAAACUGUUAAAAAUAAUGAUUAUUUAGCAGUGGUCAUCAUCUUUUUAAUAUGGCAGUCGACUAAAAUACAUACACAUAAUAAAAACUAUCUUAUGAACUGUAAAGAAUAUCAAGAAAUUACAUGAAUGGAAUUCAUAAAGUAUAAUAAAAACAUCAUUAUCAUUGUCAUCAUCGGUUUGUACAUGCAACAACGAAAAUAUCAACAUCAACAGCAUUUAAAAAGAUAACAUUUCGAUUCAUUUUAUAUGUUCGAUUAUGUGGACGAGUUGCGAACGAAGUUCAUCACGAGCCAUCGAAACAACCAUUAAUGGUAGUGGCAAUGGCAGUGGUGAAGCUGCUGGGGUUGGAAGCGGUGUCGGUGGUAGUUGCGUUAUUGUUGGAGCUCCCGGAAGCAGUCAACACGAAACUUUGGCUGACAUCGAACAUAUAUCAACGAUAGCCGGCUCAUUGGUAUCAAUUGGUUCAAUAUCACACACACAACCACGAUAUGGAACAAAUGAUGCUGGCUAUGAUACGGAACAUACAUCGCUUAAUUCGGAUUUCGAUGAAGCGGAAUUACGCCGAGAGUUAUUGAGAGAUAAAUGGAAACUUUUAUUUGAUAUGUUUGAUCCCGAAGGAUUUGGUGAGAUUACUGUAGAUGAGUUUAUUAAUGCUUUAAAAUCGCCAGAAUUUAUAUCACAAGUGCCUAUGAAUAAACGUGAACUAUUAUUGGAGAGAGCAAAAAAGGCUAAAUUACCCAUUGGACCGGGUUAUAUAACAUUUCAAGAUUUUGUUAAUGUGAUGAGUGGUAAACGCACACGCAGCUUUAAAUGUGCAGUUCAUCAUCGCGAUCGUGAAGUUUGUUCUGAGAAUGAUUUUCAUUUGGUUUUAGAAGAACCGCCCUUCUUUAAAAAAAUGGUUCAUGUCAUUGCAAUGGAAAUACUGCCCGAAGAACGUGAUCGCAAAUAUUAUGCAGAUCGUUACUCAUGCUGUCCGCCGCCAUGGUUUAUUAUCUUUAUCACAAUUAUUGAGUUAUGUUUGUUUACUUAUCACACCUUAAAUACAGGAGAAGCUGAUCCCGUGGGUCCAGUGCCCAUUGAUUCAUUAUUUAUAUACCGUCCUGAUAGACGUCAUGAAUUAUGGCGUUUCAUGUCCUAUAUGUUCCUGCAUGCAGGUUGGUUUCAUUUGGGCUUCAAUUUGCUGAUACAACUUGUCUUUGGUCUACCAUUAGAGAUGGUACACGGUUCUGGUCGUAUUGCUUGUAUAUAUUUUUCUGGUGUUUUGGCAGGUUCAUUAGGCACCAGCAUAAUUGAUCCGGAUGUUUAUUUGGUUGGCGCCAGUGGUGGUGUUUACGCUUUACUAGCUGCCCAUUUGGCUAACGUUAUGAUAAACUAUCAUCAAAUGCGUUAUGGAAUUUUACGUUUGGCAGCCAUUUUAUUUUUUGCUUCCUGUGAUGUGGGGUUUGCAGUUUAUGCUCGUUUUGCUGAUGACUAUCCCUCCGUAUCUUUUAUUGCCCAUUUAACUGGCGCUUUGGCUGGUCUAACAAUCGGUCUAUUAGUGUUGAAGAAUUUCGAACAAAAAUUGCACGAACAAUUGCUGUGGUGGAUUGUUUUGGGUAUCUAUGCCGCCUGCAUCAUAUUCGCCAUUAUCUUUAACAUUCUCAAUAGUGCGAUAAUGCAGAGUCUUAAAGCGAAGCCUAUUUAUGCCACAGAAACGUACUACAAUAAUUUUCAAGUUUGAUGUAGAAAAGCUUUAAUUUAUCUUUUAAAUCUAUAUACAAACAAACAGACUACACUUAGAUACAUGCGUAAAUAUUUUUAAAUAUUUUUUUCUUUAAUUUAAUUUAAUGAAUUUAUUUAUUUUUUUUUUAAGUUAAGUUUUCUCUAUUACUGGUUUUCAUUCCAAAAUAUUUUAAAUGAAUUAAUUAAAUGUAUACAUUUUCUAAUGUAAAUAUUUUUUAUUUUGUUGUUUUCGUUAUUUGUUUAUUAAAAAAACAUUAAUAAAUUUGUCAAUUCA
Molecule: messenger RNA, 2817 nt
Organism: Lucilia cuprina (Australian sheep blowfly)
Lineage: Eukaryota; Metazoa; Arthropoda; Insecta; Diptera; Calliphoridae
Gene: stet
Product: protein rhomboid
Exons: 9
Coding region: 1078-2541 (487 amino acids)
Cellular component (GO): membrane
Molecular function (GO): serine-type endopeptidase activity; calcium ion binding
Source: RefSeq, a predicted model, not a curated record